ACCCUAAACUCCCCCUUUCCAACAUCUGACUAUCUCCUCCAUUUCUCGUUUCUUCUCCACAAAAUCCUGUGUGUCGGGACACAUACCACCAUUAAAAGCCUUGAAAUUCUCUUGAUUAGGAGGUUGCUAGGUACCUUCCCACAAUCUUAGGGUUUCUGGUUCUAGGGCAAAACCUGUAUUUCCUUAAUUCAGUGCUUUGAAAUGCAUGUUUUGCAGUAAUUUUCCAUUGUUUUGUCUUGUUGAGUUACAGGUACGAACUGCAAAGACCCGAUCUUGGAACUUCUGGUGACUUCUGGUGACUUGGGAAUGGCAGAUCCUUUCGAGGAGGAAGGUGAGCAGACGGUGUCAAUCAACGAGUAUCUCGAGAGCAUCGAAGAAAAGGAGCUGGAAGCUGAUCUGGUUUUGGGUGGAGAUGAGGGUGAUGAGUGUACCUAUGCUAAGGGUUACAUGAAGAGACAGGCAAUUUUCUCAUGUCUGACAUGCACCCCCAAUGGUAAUGCUGGAAUUUGCACUGCUUGCUGCUUAUCUUGCCAUGAUGGCCAUGAGAAGGUUCUGGAGCUCUGGACCAAGAGGAAUUUCAGGUGUGACUGUGGGAAUUCAAAAUUUGGCCAGUUCUCAUGCAAGCUAUUCCCAAAUAAGGAUGCAGAGAAUAUUGAGAAUUCUUAUAAUCACAACUUUAAAGGUUUAUACUGUACGUGCAGUCGUCCUUAUCCUGAUCCCGAACUUGAGGAACAAGAAGAGAUGAUACAAUGCUGUAUGUGUGAAGAUUGGUUUCAUGAGAAGCACAUCAGUCUGAACUCUCCCAAUGAGAUACCCAGGGAUGAGGAAGGAGAGCCUCUAUAUGAGGAUUUCAUAUGCAAGACUUGCUCAGUGGUUUGUUCUUUUCUGAUGCUAUAUCCUUCAACCAUAUGGGCAGUGGGGGGCCACACUGCUGCUCCUAUCACUACUGGUAAGGAUAAAGCUGUUUUAGAAGACACCAGUCAAGAUAGUGGAUUCACAAAGCCUGAUGGUGAUCCAUCGCUCAAGAGGAAUGAUUUGGCAGCUGAUGGUAACAGUGAAUUUGUACCUGGUAGUGCAAAAACUGUUAUUGGAGAAAGUUCUCAGAAGCACAACAACCCAAGUCAGUGCACAAAUCAUGCAAGUUCAUCGGUUAGUUGUGUUCUUGGAGUGGAUCCAGUUGCUGCAGCUUCUAGUUCAGAUGCCAAACCCCUUUUUCUUUCCAAGAACUGGAGAGAUAAACUCUGCAGAUGUCAGAAAUGCUUGGAUAUGUACAAGCAGAAGAAUAUCAGUUACCUGCUUGACAAGGAGGACUCUAUUGCAGAGUAUGAGACAAGGGCAAAACAAAAGAGAGAAGAGAAUCUACAGCAACGGGAGGGAGCUGCACUAAAUUUCUUCAACAAUCUUGGUCAUGUAGAAAAAAUUGAAAUCCUGAAUGGCAUUGCAGACUUUAAAGAUGAGUUCCUUUCCUUUCUGGCAUCGGUUGAUCCAUCGAAGGCAAUCACAGCUGCUGAUGUGCACCAGAUUUUUGAGAACCUUAAAAACAAGCGCAGGCGUGUGAACUGACUCUACCUUCAGAAAACUUUGUUUUUCCUGGCCCUAAAAGAACGUUGUGAUAGUUAACUUAUCUAACAAUAUUUCUUUCUGUGUUAUGUAUCGAAUGAAUUAGAAAGACUGGGAUUUCCCUUGUCGGAUGAAUUGCAUGGUAUCAAGGUGGCAAUGACUUCUUAGAGGCUUUGUUAAAUUUAAUUGUGAUGCUGGAUGGGGAUCAUGUUGGCCUAGCUUGAUUGCUAAGGAUCACUGCAGGAAGGUAGUUUCUGGUUUUGCUUUUAAUAAAUCUGUUGGAGAAUCUAUAGCUGUCUUGAGAGCUUUGCUCGCGCCAUCAGUGGAAAAGCAAAAGCACUUAAUGCAACGAUGCAAGUCAUUCCCAAUUCGCUACAGGUACGUAUAUACUGACUUGAUCUGUGUCUUAUAUAUGAUCAUCUACCAUAGGAAUGUUUGAACUUGAUUUAAUUAAAUACAGCAAUGCUUUUUUA
Messenger RNA from Rubroshorea leprosula, 2033 nucleotides. Lineage: Eukaryota; Viridiplantae; Streptophyta; Magnoliopsida; Malvales; Dipterocarpaceae. The record is from the annotation of a GenBank genome assembly.